AUGCGCUGCUUAUUGAACACGUACAAGUCUGUUCUGUCUAAAUGCAGAUGGUCAUUGCACACAAUUAGACAUUCCAGCUCUGGGGGCCCUUCUGAAAAGAAACUCAAGGCAAUUCCUUUUGCUCAACAUGUGAAUGCAGCCUUAGAAACAUUUGAACAAUAUCAUGGCAGUGGCUUCUUUUCAGUAAAACUGUCACAAAGUUCCUCUCCAGAGCAGUAUUUUCUACCAUUCUGGGUUGUAUCAGCCACUGUUCAUUCAACUAUUGAACAAGCUCAAGUGGGUAGACGCACGAUCAGAACACAUUAUAACCCUACCACAAAGAAAAGCGAGUCUCGAUGGGACACAGACUGGGUUUGGGUGCCACAUAAGCAUAGCUUCACACGAGAUUAUUCUCCUUUGGCUCACCCAAAGUUACAGAUUUACGCGUCACAUCGGUACCGCCGUGGUCUCGUUGAAGCCAUUACUCACGGCCCAGCGCUGGAAAGCGCAAUUCCCUUUUCUCCUUCUCUCCUCGACAGUAAAGAGCCACGUGGUAUUGAUCCAUUUGCGAUUUAUCCAUCUACUGCUGUAAGAUUUGCAAAGAGUUACAUUCAGUCUACUGAGGAAAAGGUAGCCGAUGAGUAUCUGCGGCAAGUGUACAAGAUGGACGAAACGCGAUUUUUAAAAGUCAAUGUUCGUCUAGAAAAUGUCACUGUCUCUCCUGUCUAUUAUCCAGCCUACAUAUUUUCUGUGAAUUAUCUGGGAAGAACGUUAAGAACGUUUGUGAAUGGCAGUGAUCUAACCGUUGGCGGAACCAAAGUUUACAAUUGGCAGCGGACUGCUAUGGUAUCUGCUGCUGGCAUGGCUACCAUCAUGACCAUGACAGGUGGUAUCGGCUGGGGAGGCGCUAGUGGAUCGUUCUGGCUUGGCAUUGUACUUCCAACUGUUACCGUCUCCAUGUUGACGUUAUAUUAUCCAAUUAUAUCACUUCGGAUAAGAGAUUUGAUACGAGACUAUGAAAUUAGGUCAAUGGCCCAUGAUCCUUCUACUUGGGAUGAGGAUUGGGUAAAAGGCUAUGCUGCCUAUGAAGAUCAAGAAAGAAGCCGAACAUGGCGGGAAGAGCGUGCGAGUCAAGCUUGGUAUACGGGCACCAAUGCAGACCCAAAGGGAUAUUAUCGCACAUUGAAUGUGUCACCCAACGCUAGUCAAUCGGAAAUACAGGGAGCAUUUAGAGGACUGGCAAUGAAAUACCAUCCUGAUCGGUAUUCUGAUCCUGAAGAAAAGAAACAAGCCAAGGUCAAGUUCCAAUCCAUAUCAGCUGCAUAUAGUGUUUUGCGAGAUGCAAGAAAGAGACAAGUAUAUGAUCAAUCAGGGUCUGGUUAA
This is a messenger RNA of Rhizopus microsporus ATCC 52813, 1362 nucleotides long. RefSeq names its product DnaJ-domain-containing protein. The transcript has 6 exons. The record is from RefSeq and is a predicted model, not a curated record. The coding region runs from base 1 to 1362 and encodes 453 amino acids. NCBI's taxonomy places the organism in Eukaryota, Fungi, Mucoromycota, Mucoromycetes, Mucorales, Rhizopodaceae.